Molecule: messenger RNA, 1328 nt
Organism: Silurus meridionalis
Lineage: Eukaryota; Metazoa; Chordata; Actinopteri; Siluriformes; Siluridae
Product: aldo-keto reductase family 1 member D1-like
Exons: 10
Coding region: 189-1169 (326 amino acids)
Biological process (GO): bile acid biosynthetic process
Cellular component (GO): cytosol
Molecular function (GO): aldose reductase (NADPH) activity; Delta4-3-oxosteroid 5beta-reductase activity
Source: RefSeq, a predicted model, not a curated record
GGCAAGCUUGACGUGUCAAACUUCCACUGUUCUGUUAGCGUUUUUUUCUGCACAACUCACCACCCACUUUGUGGACUCCAUCGACUGGGUGGAGAAGGAAAGAAAUCUGAAAAGAAAUUAACUGAUUUGACCGUCAGUUCAAGCUGAGCUCCUCGUUUGGGAAUUUGGGAUUUUAAAAAAAAUACGCAAUGGAGCUGACAGCUAAAAGUCAUUCUGUCACCUUGAACAAUGGGUUGAAAAUGCCUCUUAUGGGUAUAGGGACCUAUGGAGACCCUCGGAAGACUCCUAAAGGAACCACGUAUAACGCAGUCAAGCUGGCUAUCGAGGUUGGAUACAGGCACAUCGAUGGAGCUUUGGUGUAUUUCAAUGAGCAUGAAGUCGGCCAAGCCAUCCGAGACAAAAUUGCAGAUGGGACAGUGAAAAGAGAGGACAUUUACUACUGUGGAAAGUUGUGGAACACGUUUCAUCCUCCUGAGCUUGUAAGACCAGCACUGGAACAAACUCUCAAAGAACUGCAACUGGACUAUGUGGAUCUCUACAUCAUCGAACUCCCCAUAGCUUUUAAGCCAGGGGAUACUUUCCAUCCAAAGGAUGAGAACGGGAAAUAUAUUUACCAUCACACAGACCUUUGUGCCACAUGGGAGGCAUUAGAGGCCUGUAAAGACGCAGGGCUGGUAAAAUCUCUCGGCGUGUCUAACUUCAAUAAACGGCAGCUCGAGCUGAUUCUGAAUAAGCCAGGUCUAAAGUACAAACCUGUGUCGAAUCAGAUUGAAUGCCACCCGUACUUCACUCAGCCUAAAAUGAUGGAAUUUUGUAAGCAGAAUGAAAUUGUCAUUGUUGGAUACAGUCCUCUAGGAACAUCCAGAGAUCCAUCUUGGGUGAAUUUAAAGUGUCCCCCUAUGCUGGAGGAUGAGAUUCUGGUGGCCAUUGCUAAGAAGUAUAAGAAGAGCACAGCUCAGGUAGCGCUUAGGUUCAAUGUGCAGCGAGGUGUAGUGGUCAUUCCAAAGAGCUUCAACCCAGAGCGCAUCAAGAAGAACUUUGAGAUAUUUGACUUCAAUUUGACUGAUGAUGAAAUGAAGGCGAUUGAAGGGCUUAACAAAAACAUUCGCUUUGUGGAGCUUCUCAUGUGGAGUGAUCAUCCCGAAUAUCCGUUCCAUGAAGAAUAUUAGAGAUGAAGAAUGAAGAAUGAAGAGAUUAGAGCAAAAAAACAAAACAAUGUAUGAUAUAAAUGAUAUAAAUGCAUUUUUUUAAAUAUUAUUAGCAUGCCCCAUUAUUUCAUCUUACAAUUACCUCAUAAUUAAUAAAAGAAAUAAUUUUAUAACACAUCA